CCCCCUUCGCAUGUUCAUGGAUCUGAGUUUCCAGUAACCAAGCCUAAGAGACUCCCAGAGAUAGAAUCAUCGGAUAAACAACUAACAGAAAAGAAAAAAAAAUGUUAUCAGCAGAAAAGGCCAGCACAAAAGGACAAGCAUGGUUCUGCACCACUGGAUUGCCAAGCGACAUUGUAGUAGAAGUGGAUGACAUGACCUUCCAUCUUCACAAGUUCCCUUUGAUGUCAAAAAGUCGAAAGCUACACCAACUUAUAACCCAGCAAGAAGCAACUCAUUCCUCUGUCGCCAGAACCCAAACAAAAGAUGAGGACGACUACGAUGAAGACGAAAUAGUGGAAGAACAAUGUCACGUGACUUUCACGGGGUUUCCUGGUGGCUCAGAGGCGUUCGAGACGGCGGCAAAAUUCUGCUAUGGCGUGAAGAUCGACCUGUCCCCUUCCAAUGUGGCUUCACUCCGUUGCGCUGGCGAGUUUCUCGAGAUGACGGAGGAUUACUCGGAGGAUAACCUGGUGUCCAAGACGGAGAGGUUUCUCUCUCAGCAGGUGCUCAAGAGCCUCAAGGACUCCGUCAAAACCCUAAAAUCAUGCGAGAGAAUCGUACCUAUGGCGGAAAACCUCGGCAUCACGCAGCGCUGCAUCGACGCCGUGGUUUCAAGAGCAUCAUCUUCGGAUCCCACGCUGUUUGGAUGGCCGGUAAGCGACGGAGUUGGCGAAGCCGCUCGUGGAUCCGUGUCCAAACAGGUUCCACGGAACGGAAUCGAUGCUGUAGCUGGUGGGAGAAGGAAAGGCGGUUCUGGUGGAGGUGGUGCGGAUUCGUGGUUCGAGGAUCUCGCGGUUCUUUGUUUGCCGUUGUUCAAGCGGUUGAUUGUUGCGAUGAGAAGCGCGAAUCUGACUCCUGAGAUUAUUGAGAGCUGUGUUAUGUUCUAUGCGAAGAGACACAUUCCCGGCGUUUCGAGAUCGAGUCGGAAGCCGGUGCCAUCAUCGUUGACGGAGGCGGAGCAGAAGGAGCUUCUGGAAACGGUGGUCUCGUACCUUCCUUUGAAGAGGAGUUCGAGAUUGCCGUCGGCGACGGCGACGGCGACGAGGUUCCUGUUCAGGUUGCUCCGAACGGCAAACAUAUUGAACGCUUCGGAGGCUUGCAGAGACGCGUUGGAGAAGAAGAUAGGAUUGCAGUUCGAAGAGGCCACACUCGAUGACCUUCUCAUACCGAGUUAUUCGUACCUCAAUGAAACGCUUUAUGAUGUGGAAUGCGUAGAGAGGAUCUUGAGUCACUUCUUGGAUGGCUUGGAAGCGAGGAUCGAAGCUGGAGAAAUCGAUGGUGGUGGUGAAGGCAGCGCCGCGAGGUCACCCGCGCUUAUGCUUGUAGGAAAACUCUUCGACGGUUACCUUUCCGAGAUAGCUUCGGACGCGAAUCUCAAGGCUGAGAAAUUCUACAACUUCGCGAUCUCACUUCCGGAUCAGGCCAGGCUAUUGGACGACGGUCUCUACCGUGCCAUUGAUGUGUACCUCAAGGCACAUCCAUGGCUAUCAGAAUCGGCGAGGGAGAAGAUUUGUGGAUUGUUGGAUUGCCAGAAACUCACACUCGAGGCGUGCACGCACGCGGCGCAGAACGAGAGACUCCCACUCCGAGCAAUGGUUCAGGUGCUGUUCUUCGAGCAGCUUCAGCUACGGCACGCCGUCGCCGGAACACUGAUAGCGGCGGAAGCGGCGGCAGUGGAGCCAGGGAGGCUCUCUGCGGCGGCGCUGGAGAGAGAAGGGGAAGAGGAAGAGGGAGUGGAAACGUUAGACUUAGAAGAUGGGGGCUCACAGGUGCAGGAGGAGAGGAGUACGUGGCGGGCUGCUGUGAGGGAGAAUCAGGUGCUGCGCCUCGACAUGGAUAGCAUGAGGACGCGGGUGCAUCAGCUAGAACGCGAGUGCUCCUCUAUGAAGAGAGUGAUCGAGAAUAUAGACAAGGCGGGCCCAAAUGGAGGCGGAAAUGGUGGUGGCUGGAGGGCGGCGCUGGGAAGGAAGUUCGGUUGCAAGUUCAAAACGCAGGUUUGCGAUUCGCAUGAGUCGACGGUGGUUGAUGCACGCAAGGGACGCCACCAACAGCAGCAACAGCAUCAUCCCCAUCAUGAAUAGGCAGCACGCUAAACUUGCUGUUUGGCUCGUCACGUGAGGAUCUUAUUGUUGGAGUAAAUUUGAUUUGAUGGGAUCCCUCCUGUAAUUUUGAUUAAUUAAUAUAAAUAAACUUAUCAUAUAUUUAUUCCA
Messenger RNA from Arachis ipaensis, 2249 nucleotides. Its product is annotated as BTB/POZ domain-containing protein At5g66560. Gene Ontology annotation, molecular function: protein binding. The record is from RefSeq and is a predicted model, not a curated record. Lineage: Eukaryota; Viridiplantae; Streptophyta; Magnoliopsida; Fabales; Fabaceae.